AAGAUAUGGAUAGUGAGAAUAAGUAGGGGUUUUAUAGAAUGAAAUUGGAGCAAAAGGGCUAGAGAGAUUUUAAUCCUUCAAACGACGAUAAUGGAAUGAGACAACCAUUUCUCAAGCUCGCUUGUGAUCUCUCUUCUCUCACGGAUUCUUCACCAUUCGCAAAGCUUCUUGAUUCAUGCAUCCGAGCCAAGUUAUCAGCAACUGAUGUCCGUUGUGUCCAUGCUUCUAUCUUCAAAUCCGGUUUCUCAAACGAGGUCUUUAUACAGAAUCGUCUCAUUGACGCGUAUGCGAAAUGUGGGUCACUUAACAAUAGUCGCCAACUGUUCGACGAAAUGCCUGAACGAAAUGUUUACACUUGGAACUCUGUUGUGACGGGUUUGACCAAGUUAGGUUUUUUAGAUGAAGCUGCUUCUUUGUUCCGGUCAAUGCCUGAACGCGACCAGUGUACUUGGAAUUCCAUGGUUUCGGGUUUUGCUCAGCAUGAUAGAUGUGAAGAUGCUUUGUUUUAUUUCGGUAUGAUGCAUAAGGAAGGGUUUGUGCUAAAUGAAUAUACUUUUGCUAGUGGUCUUAGCGCUUGUUCAGGUCUGAAUGAUAUGAAUAAGGGUGUACAAAUACAUUCUUUGAUUGCGAAGUCGCCUGGUUUGUCAGAUGUGUAUAUAGGUUCUGCUCUUGUUGAUAUGUAUUCCAAAUGUGGUAACGUCAAUGAUGCUCAGCGGGUUUUUGAUGAGAUGGGUGAUAGAAACGUUGUCUCUUGGAAUAGUUUGAUUACAUGCUACGAACAAAAUGGUCCUGCCCUGGAAGCUCUCAAGGUUUUCCAAGUGAUGUUGGAGUCUAGGGUUGAGCCAGAUGAGGUUACAUUAGCAAGUGUGAUUAGUGCCUGUGCAAGCUUGUCGGCGAUUAAGGUUGGUCAGGAAAUUCAUGGCCGUGUUGUUAAAAACGAUAAGUUAAGGAAUGACAUCAUUCUAACCAAUGCUUUUGUGGAUAUGUAUGCAAAGUGCAGCAAGAUAAGUGAAGCUAGGUUCAUAUUUGAUAGCAUGCCUAUCAGGAAUGUAAUUGCAGAAACUUCCAUGAUCAGUGGGUACGCAAUGGCUGCAAGCACUAAGGCAGCUAGACUCAUGUUCACCAAAAUGGCGGAGAGGAAUAUUGUUUCAUGGAAUGCGCUAAUUGCUGGCUAUACUCAAAAUGGGGAAAACGAAGAAGCACUGAGUCUCUUUUGUCUCUUAAAGAGGGAAUCAGUAUCCCCGACCCACUAUACUUUUGCAAAUAUCCUCAAGGCAUGUGCAGAUCUUGCAGAGUUACAUGUCGGCAUGCAGGCUCAUGUCCAUGUCUUGAAGCAUGGGUUUAAGUUUCAAUCUGGUGAAGAAGCUGAUAUAUUUGUUGGCAAUUCCUUGAUAGAUAUGUAUGUAAAAUGUGGUUGUGUAGAAGAUGGUUAUCUUGUAUUUAGGAAGAUGAUGGAAAGAGAUCGUGUUUCCUGGAAUGCGAUGAUUAUUGGGUUUGCCCAAAAUGGUUAUGGAAAUGAGGCUCUUGAGUUGUUCAGAGAAAUGCUUGAUUCUGGAGAAAAACCAGAUCACAUUACCAUGAUUGGUGUCCUCUCUGCAUGCGGACAUGCUGGAUUUGUUGAAGAAGGACGACAUUACUUCUCUUCCAUGACCAGAGAUUUUGGUGUGGUUCCACAUAAGAUGUUCACAUGGAAGGGGUUAGGGUUCCUAGCAAGUGAUGUGGGUGAUCCCAAAUGGUUACAUCUCGAUACAGUUCUCUGCAAACAAUUUGGGGAAGCAAAAGUGUUUGUUGAGGUAGAUUUAUCCAAAGAUCCCCCUAAGUCAGUCUGA
Messenger RNA from Camelina sativa (false flax), 1829 nucleotides. The record is from RefSeq and is a predicted model, not a curated record. Lineage: Eukaryota; Viridiplantae; Streptophyta; Magnoliopsida; Brassicales; Brassicaceae.